Molecule: messenger RNA, 800 nt
Organism: Raphanus sativus (radish)
Lineage: Eukaryota; Viridiplantae; Streptophyta; Magnoliopsida; Brassicales; Brassicaceae
Product: GEM-like protein 4
Exons: 1
Coding region: 83-673 (196 amino acids)
Source: RefSeq, a predicted model, not a curated record
GAAACCAUUUCAUCAAUCAGCUUCAUUUUACAAAUCACACAACACCAACAAGAUCAAGAUUACUCUCAUUAAUCCUCUAAAGAUGAACAUGAUCAGAACUGAGCAACAAGUUAUUACUUAUCCGGUUGGUUAUUUACCUGAUCCGGCUUCGAGUAGCAACACAAAAUCAGUUCUUAAAAGGAAGAAAACCGAUGGUUUCACCAAUGGGGACAGAGACCAGAGCAAGCUAAGACAAAAGCUAACCGAAACAGUGAAGAGAAAGCUAUCUUUGGGGGCUAGGAUUCUUCAGGUGGGAGGUUUAGAGAAGAUCUACAAGCGGCUCUUCAGAGUCAACGAAGAUGAGAAACUCUUCAAAACUUUCCAGUGUUCCCUGUCCACCACAGCUGGUCCCAUCGCAGGCCUUCUCUUCAUUUCUUCCAAGAAGAUGGCUUUCUGCAGCGAGAGAUCGAUAAAGGUGGCUUCCCCUCAAGGAGACAUGAUCAGGGUUCACUACAAAGUGUCAAUCCCUUUGUGUAAGAUCGAGAGAGUGAACCAGAGUCAGAACACAAAGAAACCGUCACAGAAGUACAUGGAAGUAGUCACGGUCGAUGGUUUCGACUUCUGGUUCAUGGGAUUCUUGAGUUACCAGGAAGCUUUCAGAUGUCUAGAGAAAGCUCUUUCUCUGAGCUUAUGAAGACAGUGAAGAGCAAUAGUUAAAAAGUGUCACUGAUUGGUCAAAGAAUAUAGGUCUUAGAAAGUUACUGUACAAAACUUAAAUUCUUGUAAUAUGUGUUUUACGUGAAUUCAUUUAUCUUAGCAAA